This is a messenger RNA of Xenopus laevis (African clawed frog), 2963 nucleotides long. RefSeq names its product target of myb1 membrane trafficking protein L homeolog (gene tom1.L). Gene Ontology annotation, biological process: signal transduction; protein transport. The coding region runs from base 105 to 1592 and encodes 495 amino acids. NCBI's taxonomy places the organism in Eukaryota, Metazoa, Chordata, Amphibia, Anura, Pipidae. The record is from RefSeq and is a predicted model, not a curated record. Gene Ontology annotation, molecular function: phosphatidylinositol binding; clathrin binding; ubiquitin binding. Gene Ontology annotation, cellular component: endosome; membrane. The transcript is spliced from 15 exons.
CCUCACGAAGAAGUUGGGCGUGCCAGCGAUUGAGGCAAGCAGUGUCACGUGAUCAACCCUCCUAGCAGAGACAGUGGCUGGUGCGGAAGAGUUGCAGUGGCAUCAUGGACUUUCUGCUGGGAAACGCGUUUGCAACCCCAGUGGGGCAGCGAAUCGAGAAAGCCACCGAUGGAUCUCUUCGUGCGGAAGACUGGGGUCUUAACAUGGAGGUCUGUGAUAUUAUCAAUGAGACAGAAGAGGGCCCAAAAGAUGCCGUCCGAGCGUUAAAGAAGAGGAUUGUGGGUAAUAAAAACUUUCGGGAAGUGAUGCUGACAUUAACGCUCAUGGAGACUUGUGUGAAGAACUGUGGUCAUCGAUUUCAUGUUCUAGUCGCUAGCCAAGAGUUUGUGGAAGGAGUUCUAGUGAAGACAAUUCUUCCUAAAAACAACCCUCCAGCUAUUGUCCAUGAUAAAGUUCUUACUCUAAUACAGGCCUGGGCAGAUGCCUUCCGUAGCUCUCCAGACCUAACUGGGGUGGUCAGCAUAUAUGAAGAUUUAAGGAGGAAAGGGCUGGAAUUUCCAAUGACUAAUUUGGACACUCUGUCUCCUAUACAUACACCACAAGCAAGUUUCUCUGCACCAGAAGCACCUUCUCGACAGGACUGUCCUUCCUCAGAGCUUCCUCAGAGAGGUGGGUCAGUCUGUUCUGCACCCCCUCCUUACGCUGUUCCAGAUAUAGCGCCUGGCAACUCCGCUAUUACCCCCACACCUGAUCAGUUGGUGAAGCUGCGCAACGAGCUGGAAGUGGUGAAUGGUAAUGUGAGGGUGAUGUCGGAAAUGUUGACAGAGCUGGUCCCUCAGAAAGCCAAACAGUCGGACGUGGAGCUGCUUCAGGAAUUGAAUCGGACCUGCCGAGCAAUGCAGCAGCGAGUUUUGGAGCUAAUCCCCCGUGUAACCCACGAACAGCUGACUGAAGAGCUUCUUAUUGUGAAUGAUAACCUCAAUAAUGUCUUCAUUCGUCAUGAAAGGUUUGAGAGGAUGAUCUCUGUUCAGCAAGGCCCAGUAGCAGAGGCGCAGGUUGCAGGAAACCGGGAUCUCCCCCCAUCUCUUAUUGACCUUCAGGAGACGCCCUCUAAUUCUGCCCCAACUCUUUCUGCACAGCUAGCAGGAAUCAACGUGACUUCCGGGUCUGUGAGUGGAACCCUGCAGUCCCUGGGUGAAACCAAGAAACCUGAUGAUGAUUUUGAUAUGUUUGCUCUGACCAGGGGAAGCUCUCUAGCCGACCAGCGCAAAAGUGUAAAGUAUGAGGAACCGCAGGCUAGAGAUGGUCUGGCAGAGGCUUUGGAUACCCGGCAGCAGAACACUGGAGCUAUUCCAGCUGCCCAAAACAACAUCAUGGAUGACAUUGAGAAGUGGCUGUCAGCAGAUGCGGGUGAAGAGAUAGAGGCGGAGGAUGGUGUGACCAGUGAAGAGUUUGAUAAGUUUCUUGAGGAACGAGCAAAGGCAGCAGAUCGCAUGCCAACACUGCCGUCACCAGGGACAGAGCCCCCCAGGACAGCUCCAAGCACGAAGAGAGACAAAAAGGGAGAGGAAGAAGCCCUUUUUGCCUUGUAAGUUCCCCCCAUGGUGGGUGGAUGUGUUGCUCCAAAUAGGAGUUGAUAAACAUCUCAAUGUGUGGCAGUGAUCUUCUCGCUGUUUCAUGCUGGAGUUUGCUAUAAAAAAAUUCCUCUGCUGAAGACGAACUUUACUGGGGUACGAAUGCUUUCUGCAAUCUCGAUGCUACUCCUUACACCAUCCCCGGAACUGUGGGAAUCUCCUUGUUCUUUACUCAAGUCUCUCUUUGGUGCUUGAACCAAUGUAUUUUGUCAGCAUCUUCCUGUUGGUCUUUUAUAUUCCUGUUCUUCAAAUUCUCCCGUGUUACAAUUCCAAAUGAUACACCAUGAGAACUCUUGUGCGGACUCUGGAGGCCUACCUUACCACUACAUCCCCACACUGAAUAUGCAACUGUCAACAUCAGUUGUGCCUCAUUCCCGUGUUGGCUACAUGAAAUGUUUAUCCAGACUAUUCAGUAUUACAAAACAAUUGCAGUGUGAUUAGCAUGCAUUCUAUUUCUAGCAUAAUAUCCAACCUGUGGCCUUUUAGUUGUAGUUGAGGAUGUUAGAGGAUGAUCAGGGCUUUAGCCCAGCAACAACUCUAGGGUUACAAGUUGGCAUUCUCCAGUUUUUUUUGGUAAUUAUGAAGGAUAACCAUAAAGAAUUGUGGGUUUUGGGGUUUGCUGUCCAAAGUGCCUUGCUGAUUAGGUUUCUUGCAAAUGCCGAAUGCAAACUGAUUGUAGGAAAUACGUUUUAUGCCUACAGUAUUUAAAACCGUCAUAUAGUCAGGUUUAACAGAUUAUUGAUUGAAAGCCUAUCAUUUAGAUGAAUGUUCCAUGUGGUAUGUUCUGCCCUAGUACAGAUCGUGCAAAAUGCUCAGACUCUAAACUAAAAAUGGCAGUGCUUCUUAUUAAAAAAUAUCAAAAUAAAAAGUGAUUACUUGUGCCAAAAAAUAAUGUAGAAGAAGUAAAACCACAGGUUGUGCUUGAGUGGGAAUCCUGGUUCUCUCCUAGUUCAAUUCCUUUAGGCAGAAUGUAGCAGUUCUCACUGGGCGGGUGGGAACUGUUGGUAAACAACAUGGCGGGAGUAGUUCCCUCUUGAAGAGGAGUUAAGCAAGCAUUGUUUUGGAAGCCUAACUAAUUAUGGUUCAGGGUUAUAGCAAGCGUCAUGAAUUUUUGGAGUUUUGCUGCACGUGUAAGUUUUAGCUCAGUAGAUUGACAGCAAAAUGUUCGAAUUUGCUUCUUUGCUGAUUUACAUUGCAUUCACUCUAUGCUGUGGGUUAGGCAAUUACCACCUGGGAAAUGGUCGCUGAUGAAUAUCUGAGUGAUAAUUGCCUGAUCCAUGAGUGCACCAGCAGGCUCAGAAUGUUUAGAGACAAAUCCCUUAGUGUCCC